Molecule: messenger RNA, 4222 nt
Organism: Clarias gariepinus (North African catfish)
Lineage: Eukaryota; Metazoa; Chordata; Actinopteri; Siluriformes; Clariidae
Gene: fibcd1b
Product: fibrinogen C domain containing 1b
Exons: 8
Coding region: 149-1636 (495 amino acids)
Source: RefSeq, a predicted model, not a curated record
GUCCCGGUACAUCUCGGCGUAUUUUUUCCUGUCUCUUGAAUCCACAUUUAUCUGUCUUUUUUCGUGGAAUAGCCGCGUUGGAAAGCUCUUCUUGCUGCUGAUAAUAGACAGACGGGUUGUUUCUUUCUUCUUCUUUUCCCCUUGGAGAAUGGUGAGUGAUCAAUGGGGAGUGAACAUGAAUAGCUCAUCAGAAGUCGAAGAUGGACAUGGACAGCGGGCUAAAUCACAGACCUUCUGUGAGUGUGUACCCAGUUCAUCACAGCUCAAACACCGCUGGUCUGACUCUGACGCAGUCAGGCAAACAGCUCCCAAGAGGAUGAGCUGCAGUUACCUGCUUUGCACCAUCCUUCUUUUCGUGGCUGUCCUGCUAGCCAUUACAGUAACAGGCACCAUUCUCUUUCUGAACCACUCACAGUCUCCACCAAUUUCAGAUGGCCCAACACAUAUCUCCACUAAUCAGGAUGAGGCCAAUGCCCUGGUUACAGUUGAGCGAGGUGACGGCUCACGCAUAAACAUUUUUAUCGACCCAAACUGCCCUGACUACAACAGUAAUUUCCUGCGAUUAGAAGGAGUACAGACCUCCCUACUUCACUCACUUACGGAUCAUGACUCAGACCUCAAGUCAGUCAAAGGCCAGGACCGUGCACUAUUGGUCAACCUUGCUGAAGAGGUUGCAAAGCUUUCAGCACAUGCUGGCCAACUGAAAAUGGAUUAUGAGUCUCUGAGGAGAGGUCAAAACAACUUGGGACAGGAGCUUAACACUCUGCAAACUGAACAAGGAAAGCUUAUACAGCUGCUCUCUGAGAGCCAGCUUAAUAUGGUGAAGGUGGUAAACUCAGUCAGCGAUGCUUUGAACUCCAUGCAGAAGGAGAAUGGAGGCAUGAAGGCUCGUGUGAAAGCUGACCUACAGAGAGCUCCAGUCAGAGGAUCUCGUUUCAAAGGUUGUGCUAAUGGUUCCCGUCCUCGUGACUGUAGUGAUAUACAUGCAAGUGGUCAGAGAGAAGAUGGUGUAUAUUCUGUGUUCCCGACUCAUUACCCUGCAGGGUUCCAGGUCUACUGUGAUAUGAGCACGGAUGGAGGGGGCUGGACUGUGAUUCAGCGCAGAGAGGAUGGGUCUGUGAAUUUUUUUAGAGACUGGGACUCCUACAGAGCGGGAUUUGGCAAGAUAACAGGAGAACAUUGGCUUGGUUUAAGGCAAAUCCAUGCUUUGUCUAUCCAGGCAAACUAUGAAUUGAGAAUAGAUUUGGAAGAUUUUGAGAACAGUACAGCAUUUGCUCAAUACAACAUGUUUGGAGUUGGCCUGUUCUCAGUAGACCCUGAGGAUGAUGGCUAUCCACUAACCAUUGGUGACUAUACUGGCACUGCAGGUGACUCCUUGAUGAAACACAAUGGUAUGAAGUUUACAACCAAGGACCGUGACAAUGACCUUUCUGAAAACAACUGUGCAUCAUUCUACCACGGUGCAUGGUGGUAUAAUAGUUGCCAUAUGUCCAACUUAAAUGGCCAAUACUUGCACGGCCAACACACCUCUUACGCAGACGGAAUUGAGUGGUCAUCCUGGACUGGCUGGCAGUAUUCGCUCAAAUUUACUGAAAUGAAGAUACGACCAACACGUGAGGAAAGGGAGAGCAAGUGAUAAAAAAAAAAAAAACUAUGGAAAAUUAAGGGAAAAUAUUGGGGUACAUUCACAGAAUAAUGCAUAAAAACAUCUAUGAGACGCUAAAAUUAAUUAUCAUUACCGACUGUGAUUGUGACAAGGAGAGAUCCUUUUAGUCACAUUUCUUUUUUUCUUUUUUUUUUGUCCUUUUUCUUUGUUUGUUUUUGUUUUAUUGCCAUGUUCAAGUGUAUUGUAUCCUCCACUGGUUUGUCUGGUCUAAAUCAGUAGCAGGGAGUGAACUUGAAAAACAUACAGUAAUAAUAAUAAUAGUAACCUCAAUUAAUUAUACAUCAGCAAAAUGGCAUAUUUUACAAUGAGGAGAAAGAUUUUGUCCCAUAAGAAAGCAAGAGCGUGUAUUAAUCUGAAAGAAUAAUUAUGCCAAGAGUGCUAUAAAAAUGCAAGUAAUUGGAAAAAGUUAAUUAUUUUAUAUAGAGGAGUAGAAACAAGCAAACUUUACAAAGGGGAAUAUUAAAUAACAGAAUUAUAUGAGCCUACUAACUCUGAUUUGUGUCACUUAUUUUGUCACAUUACUUCAUCUGUUGCAUCAAUAUAAUAUUGUUUUUAAUACAUACAUAUUGACUAGAAUGACCAUCACAACUUUGGCAUCAGUAUCCACUUGUGGACAAGGGCAUGGAGAACACUAAUGCACAAUAUAUUAUAAAUUUUGUAACUGGAUAAUUAUAAACCACUUAUCAAAAAAUGGAAUUGUCCACUGUCAGGGAUUACCUUAAGAGAGAAAAAAACAGAAGCUAGGGUAACAGUCUUAAAUAGCUGUGACAGAUUCUCCAAGGUGCUUAGAAGGAUUUACUAAUUAAUUUCCUUUAAAACUGCACAAAAUGUUCCCUGAGACUAUAGACACAGUUUUAAUGACAACAGAUCACACCAGAUAGUGCUGUUGUCUAGUUUAGGAUUGGUAUUCCCUGUUAGUAAUGUAGAAAAUGUUUAAUUUCAUUUCUUUAAACCACAUGUAAGCUUCACAACAAUUCUUUACAUGCACUUAUGGCUUUUUUAAAGAUUUGUACAGUUUAGAAAAAGAAAUUGCAUCAUUAAUUCCUUUAGGGAAUUUGAUACUUAUGCUGACUCAAUCCCAUGAGCCUUUUGUGCUUAUCUAAAACAUUUUCCUUGAGCUAAUAAAAUAUUGGUAGGAUUAAAAUUCUUAACAGACACAUGAGGCAGGGAGGGGGAGGGGAUUAACGUCAGUGGACGGAGGCUAUAUUAAAUCAAUACUGGAAUGCUGCACUAUUUCCCAUCUAUCCGUUGCCACUUAUAUAUCAGUCAUUUCCUGCAUGACAUGAUUGCCCAUUUUAAAUUUUAAAUUUUACUUAUAGUAUAAAAACAUUUGUCUGGUCAGAAAGAAUGAGUGUUGUACAUCGAUAUUUCUGUUUUUUUUUUUUUUUUUUACCUUAACACCUAAUUAUGUGUCUAAUAAAGCCACAAUAAGGACAUGAACUGAUGAUUUUUUCCCCAAGAUUUUGAAAUCUCUCAUGUAAUGAGUAUAAUUCAACAGUUACACUAAAUAUUUAAUGGUUCUUAAUGUGUGCCAUUUGUGUACAACUCAGCUGCAAGUGCCCAUUAUUGUUGCAGUACAUGCUUUUACUUUGUAACAACUUAUUGUGUUUGAAGUUACACAAUAAUAUUAUUACCUCUCUUGUACAGUACAAAACAGUGACACUCAAAGACCAGGACCAUUUACCCAUGGUACUGUAUAUUCUGCUUCUAUUGGCUUUGCUUUGGGAUAUAAUUCCUAAAUUAAAAUUCUCACUUCAGUUUUUCUUCUAUUUGUAUUUACAGUCAGGUCCAUAUAUUUUGGAACAAAAAGAAGUUGUUGGCAUUUGGCCUCUCUACCCCUCCACAUUGACUUUUAAAUGAAACACUCAAGAUGUGAGCAAAGUCAAGGCUUUCAGCUUUAAUUCAAGGGAGUUGACAAAAGUGUGGCAUUAAUCUUUCAGGAAUUAGAGGCAUUAUUACACACACACACACACACACACACACACACCAAUUUUGAGAGAGGGGGCUCAUAAAUAAUAGAAUAAAUAGCUGACAAGCAGUUGCAUGGCCAGGUGUUGCGUGGUCCCUUGUUACUACAUGAUUAAUUAAGCCGACAAAAAGACUAGAGGUGGUUCUGAGUGUUACAUUUGCAUUUGGCAGCUGUUCACUUGAGCUCUGUCAAACAUGGUGGAGGCAGUGUUGGGCUCCCAAUGGUGUGUAUGGCUGCCGAAGGUCACUUGUAUUAAUUGAUGACAUUACUGCAGAAAUAAGUCGCAGGAUGAAUUCUGAAGUGUAUAGGGCUGUACUUUCUGCUCAUAAUAACAUAAAUGCUGCAAAACUGAUCAAACUUGCUCCAUAUUUAGGAUUGAUAAUGAAAAAAAACAUUGAGUGAAAACUAACCAUGAGUUUCUCUAGGCAAAGUAAAAAGAUAUUCCUUACUAGUGAAAGUUAGUCACCUGCUCUCAACCUAGCAGAUCAUGCUUUUAACUUACUGAAGACAUAACUGAAGGGAGAAAGACCCACAAACAAGCUGAAGGUGAAUGGUUUCCAUGGGUCCAUGUCCAGACUUCAGGAAGU